Molecule: messenger RNA, 3132 nt
Organism: Neoarius graeffei (lesser salmon catfish)
Lineage: Eukaryota; Metazoa; Chordata; Actinopteri; Siluriformes; Ariidae
Gene: thap12a
Product: THAP domain containing 12a
Exons: 5
Coding region: 149-2368 (739 amino acids)
Source: RefSeq, a predicted model, not a curated record
UUCUUCGUGUUGACUCCUCCAGGCCACACAAAGCACUAGAGUGCCGAAUAAAAUCACAAAUUUCUAUUGAAUUAAUCACAAGAACCGGUAAAAAAAAUAAUAAAAUAAAAGUUUUUGGUUGAAAGUUUUUUUUUUAAACAGGCGCGCGAUGCCGAAUUUCUGCGCGGCUCUGCACUGUUCCCGGAUGAGCUCGCACUCGGUGCUGGCUUUCUUCAGGUUUCCGCGGGAUCCCGAGAGGUGUAAGAAGUGGGUGGAAAACUGCAGUCGGUCAGAUCUGAGAGAUAAAACACCGGAACAUCUGAACAAGUACCACAGACUGUGUGCCAGACACUUUGAGCCUGAUCUGAUUUUAAAAACAAGCCCGUUCAGGACGGUUCUAAAGGACACGGCGAUACCCACCAUCUUUGACCAUCCCAUCCGUAAACGGACAAAUGAACAGCAGGAAGAAGAGAACGCUCCACAGGCAAAAGUACAGAAAGUUGAGAAUCAGGACAAGAAUGCAGAGAACGCCACGGAGAGCACGAACGGCCAGGAGGCUGUUGAAGGUCUCCUGAACGAAGAAACUCCGGUCUUGGAUAAGGACCGGGAUCAGCGCGAGUAUCUCCGAUCCCUGUUUGAUGUCGUGGUCAUGAUGGGACGGCAGAACAUCCCCCUGCAGGGCCACUCCGAUACAGAGCCGAGGAGCAAAGCGUUCACGCCAAGCAACUUCCAGGCGCUGCUGGAGUUCCGCAUCAACGCCGGCGACGAGGCGCUCCGGAGGAGGUUCGAGACAUCACCUGCUAGUUUGGAGUUCUGCUCGUCCACGCAGCUGCACCAGAUCCUGGAGGUGGGUGAGCGGUGCGUCUCUGAUGAGCUGCUCUCUGAGGUCAAAGAGGCACGCUUUUUCUCUCUGGUCAUGGAAAACGUCGUGGAGCUGGCCGGGGAGAACAGAAUUCCGACCUUCAUCCGCUUCGUGGAUCAGAACAACUGUCUGCGUGAGGAGUUUUUAGGAUUUGUGCUUUUUGAAGGAGACGUGGAAAGCAUCAUUGGAAACCUGUGCGCUGAAAUGGCAGAGAAGAACGGGCUGAGCAUGGAGGACUGCAGAGGGCAGGCGUACUUCAGCACUGGCGUCCACGCGUCCAAAGUGAAAGCCGUCGUCAUGAAACUGAGCGAGCGCUAUCCGUUAGCGGUGCUCACUCCCAGCUCCAGCCACGCCCUGAACAUCAGCCUGGCUAACAGCAUGGACUUCACGAGCGUACAGCUUGUCAUGUCAACCCUGAAGAAGAUCGCCGCUUUCUUCAGCAGGUCUCCUCUUCUGCUGGAUCAGCUGGAGAGCGCCGUGUCCAUUUAUUACCAGGGGAACGAGGAGAAGGCGAGCGUGCUCAAGCAGGUGUGUCGCACCGACUGGACGCAGCAGCACGACGCGUUUGAGGUGGCCGUCGACCUCCUGGAGUCUCUGCUUCUCUGCAUGGACAGCAUCCAUGACAACAUGGAGCUGAAAUGGAGCGACGAGAUUGCACACGAGGCCUUCGUCGUCUCCGAGGCGCUGGCCGACUUCGAGUUCGUGAUGACGCUGGUGGUCUUGAAGAACACGCUCUCAUUUUCCAGGGCGUUUGGGAAAAACCUACAGGGACAAACCAGCGAGGUCUUCUUUGCCGCCAACAGUUUGACAGCUGUCCUGCACUCACUCAACGAGAUCCUCGAGAACAUCGAAGUGUAUCAUGAGUUCUGGUUCGAGGAAGCGGUCAACCUCGCUGCCGCCUUGGAGAUUCCCGUCAAAAUCCCCAGGCUGUUCUUUAGGAAGCAGCGCCCCGACACCGGGGACGAGAUCCAACCCGAGACCUACUACAAGGUCCACCUGACGUUCCCAGUUGUCACUCAGGUCAUCAAGGAGCUGAGCGAGUUCUUCUCUGAGAAUCACCUCAACGCGCUCAGGUCCCUGUCCUUCGUCCCGGCGAUCAUGUCGCAGCUCAAGUUCAACACGGAGGAGAACAGCGCAGACGUCUACAAGAACGACCUUCCCAACCCGGAGACGCUUCCCACCGAGCUCAACUGCUGGAAGAUCAAGUGGAAGCACGGCACCAAGAACGUCACGUUGCCCUCCACCAUCUACGAGACGCUCCAGCUGUCCGACGUCAAGUUUUUCCCCAACGUCUGUGCGCUCCUCAAGGUCCUCCACUGCCUCCCAGUGCUGUCGCUCACGGAGGAGAAGUGCAGCGAGGCGAGGAGGCGUCUGACGGCGUACCUGCGGGACAUGCCCCCCAAACACAGACACAAGAGCCUGGCGCUGUUUAGCAUUAACUGCGCAGUGAAGGUAGACGUGGACCUGAUGGUUGAGGCGUAUCUCACAGCGUAUCCAGACAAAGAGACGACAGAGGAACCUGCGUGAUUCUGUCUCUCUCUCACACACACACACACACACACACACACUAGAAAGAUGAAUUAGAGCUCGAUGUAAUUUUGUUGAUUUGUCUGCUUUGUUUAGCAGAAUGACAGGUGUUGCUAUAGGAACGAGGGUGGCGGUUAAAUUAUGUUUGAUCAGCCAAUCACAACGAUGAUCUUUAUUACAUCACCACUGGGCGUCGGCUUUAAAUGUUUUCUGCUUGAUAUAAUACUUUUUCAAGCUGAUGGCGUGUUUCUGAUUGGCUGAUCAAAUAUCAAUAAAACUCCGCUCACAGUCUCAAUUCUCCUGUACAGACGCACACUUAAUGUUUUUAAAUUUUGUUUCUUUUUGUGUGUACAGUGUGAGAGAUACUGAGGUGCACUGAAAGUGAAUCAGGAGCUAUCAGACUCUUGUGUUACCGUAUGAAGUUGUUUCUUUUCUCAACAGCUUUUUUUUUCUUAACAGGAUAAAAGGAAAUAAAAUUUUACUUUAGACAUAACACGUGUGUGUGCAUGUACGCGCCAUGAAACCAGUGUCACCCCAAAGAAAGUAGAAAUCUGUACACUAGAUUAGAAUUCUCUUAACACCUGAAUGUCUCGUUUAUAUUCUGCUGUAUUUUUGUUGAGAGGAUUUUUUUUUUUUACUAAAAUCACCUGAACGUCUGCAGAGUUAUUGAAGAGUUUAGGUUCAUGUCAUUUUCAUCUGUUCUAAAUUUUUUUUUAUAAAGGUGUUGCAUCACGAACUAAUAAACGAUUUUGAAAUAUAAUAAA